Molecule: messenger RNA, 882 nt
Organism: Geodia barretti
Lineage: Eukaryota; Metazoa; Porifera; Demospongiae; Tetractinellida; Geodiidae
Source: the annotation of a GenBank genome assembly
AUGAACGGUACCGUAGACGACAUACUGAACGAAUGCAUCGAGCGACUCGCGGCGGGCGAGACGGUCGAGCAGUGCCUGGCGAGCUACCCCGACCACGCGGUCGAGUUGGAGCCGAUGCUGCGCACCUCAGCCGCGACGAUGAACGUCGCCGCGGCGAUCACGUACCGCCCGGAGGCCAAACAGCGGAGUAGGUACAACUUCACGGCCGCCGUGGCGGACAGGCAACGAGAGGCUAACCGGGGUUGGCUAGGUCGCGCUAUCCGACCUUCGGGCUGGCGGGCGAAGCUCGCGCGGACGGCCGCGGUGGCCCUCGGCGUCGUCGUGCUGGGAACGGGCACCGCAUACGGCGCGACGGUGGCCUCCGAGGACAGCGUGCCGGGCGAUCCGCUCUACGCGGUAAAGACCCUCAAGGAGGACAUCUCCCUGAGGAUGCCGAAGUCGGACCUGGCGCUGGCGAAGGAGCACGCGCACCUGGCAAACGUCCGCACCGAGGAGCUCGGCGCUCUCAUCGACCGGGGCAGGAUGGAGCAGGCUAAUAAGCAGGUCGUGCGGGUGACGUACCACCUGAACUCGUGCGCGGAGCUCGUCGGCGUUACGAUCACGGCCAAUGCGAACCCCUUGGAGAUGCCUGCCCAGCCGGCGCGGAUGAGUCGGCAGCCGCGAAUAGUCGAACUCGUCGCGUUCUAUGAGUACGAAGCACAGCGCGCGCGAAACCGCUUCGAGCGGCAAAUGCGACGCCUGCCGCCGCAUCGGCAGUGGGAAGCCUACCUGAUGAUGCAGCAGUGGGAGAUGAUGCACCGCAUGUUCCUGCAGGCCCUCUUACACGAAGGCCCACCUGUGUGGAUCGUCGGGAUCGACCCAAGAGGCGGGCCUGCGCAAUAA